Messenger RNA from Psammomys obesus (fat sand rat), 150 nucleotides. RefSeq names its product cortexin domain containing 2 (gene Ctxnd2). Bases 7 to 150 code for a protein of 47 amino acids. The record is from RefSeq and is a predicted model, not a curated record. The transcript has a single exon. NCBI's taxonomy places the organism in Eukaryota, Metazoa, Chordata, Mammalia, Rodentia, Muridae.
GAACUCAUGGAAGAUUUGAGCCUGUCCAAAGGAGUCGAUGUGGACAAAGGCUUUGCCAUUGCCUUUGUUGUCCUUGUGCUCCUGUUUCUAAUAGUGAUGGUUUUUCGGUGUGUAAAGUUUAUGAAGGAUACCCAUGAGACCAGGUCAUAA